CUUUUUUUGAAGUACAGUUCUGUGCAUGGUUCAAUUUUUUUAUAUAUUAGAUGUACGUAUUCCUAAUUAAUAAUAAAAACGCAAGAAUAUCUUUAAAUUAGGCAUGUUUCAAUGUGAAAUAAAAACUUGAAGUGUAUUUCAAUAAGAAAAUUAGAAAGUGAUGCCCCAAGAAUAUAUUUUUUGUUAGGUAAAAUUCAAAAGCAAAAUUUUCUUGAAGUGUAUUUAAAUUCUUUUUGGGUCUUCUUGCAAAGCUUCUUGACUCUUCAAAAUUACAUUUUAAUUCUUGUAUACGUUUAUUAUAAUCAUUUCAUCAUCAAAUGGUUCAUUCUUGUGUUUUUGAGUUUAUACAAGUAAUUUAGGGUUGUAAAUUUUUGUGAUCAGAAUGAAAAUAUUCAAUUCUCAUUAUUUUUUGUGAUUGCAACAUUUAAUUACAAACAUAAUGUGCGUGCUCAGAAGGGAAUAUUAAAACAAUUUUACUGCUUGAUUUCAAUUGUCUAUAAUUAAAGUAAUAGGAUCUAUUACAACAAAUUUUGUUAACUGCUCAUUGAAAAAUCAUAGUUGAUGUUCAAAACAUUAUGAUUUAACAAAUUUCGUGAUUUGUCCUGUUUAAAAAUAUUUACAUUAAAAUCUGAGAUCAAAUCAAAUAUUUCAAAAUCUGUUGAUUUGAUCAAUUUCAGAUGCAGAAUAGAACACUUUCACAUAAAAAAUGAAUGUUCCAAUAACAAAAGAAAUUGUAGUAUUUUUUCAAAAGUUAUGAUCUGAACUUCUAAGAUAUGUAUCUAGUACUUACAUACAUAACCUCACUGAUAAAGUAGUAAUUAAACUGACUCUGUUAAGUUUACUUCCUAAAAACCCAAUAACCAGAGUAUGAUUAAAUUCUUCUUUUGAUUCUAAUUUUAGAAUUUAUGAAGAACAAUGAUUAAGAGACAUAAAAUCACUUUGAGGUUAUCUACGCACAUUCAAUGACUAACAAGACUAUUACACCUAUUGAAGAUGUUGCAAAUAUAACAAUUGAUAGCUAUAGUGCAUAUUUUUAAAACAUCAAAAGUACAAGUAACAAAGUAGGUCAAUGAAAAUUUGUUGAAGAGGAGACUUUAAGUGUUGAGAAUGAAAUUUUAUCUCUAUGAAAUACGUCCAUCGUCAUUGAUUUUAAAAGAGAUGCCAUCAAAUGGAUAAAAUAGGCAAUGUUGUGUAGAAAAAGAGCAAUACAUAUCCCAUUGUAGCAGAUCACAACUUUUCUUUUGUUGAAUGUGAAACAAACAAUCAAAGUUGAGGCAAAACCAAAAUGGAUUUGCAUAAUAAGACAGAGUUGGAGCAAGAAAUGGAACUCUUUGAAGAGUUUGAAAGAAGCAAAGAACUCCAAUUGAAUAUUAAUGAUCAAAGUGAAAUAUUGAAAGAAAGACGUGAAGUUGUAAGUGAAACCACAAAUGAUAAGAAACGUAUUACUCAAAGCGAUUUCUCUGAAAGUCCUAAAAAACGUAGUAAGCUUGAACAAGCAACAACAAUGAAAAGAAAGAAUGAAGAAGACGUGUGUUUUAUAUGCUUUGAUGGUGGUGAUUUAGUGCUCUGUGAUUGCAGAUUGUGUCCAAAAGCAUACCAUUUGGGAUGCACUGGUCGUGAUGAAGCAUUUUUUAUACAAAAAGGAGCUUGGUUCUGCGGUUGGCAUUUUUGCUCAAGCUGCCAAAAACGUGGAAAUUAUCAGUGCUACACAUGUCCUACAACAUAUUGUAACAAUUGUGUUAAAAAAUCUAAAUUUUUCACACUGAAAAAACAAAAAGGAUUGUGUGAAGAAUGCUUGCCAAUUGUAAGCAUGAUUGAACAAAAUGAAACAAGUAACAAUGAUGGGGAGCAAGUGGAUUUUGAAGACAAAGAAACUUAUGAAUACUUAUUCAAAGAUUAUUGGCUUGACCUCAAAAGGAACCUCGACAUCACACUUCCUAUCUUCAAUAAAGAUAAACCUUCAUUAAGAGGGACUUAUGUUCAUAACGUAGAACAAUCUAUAGUUGUCAACAAUGGUGAAUCUGACAAUAACUCUCAAGAUUCUCACAAUUUUGAUAAUUCCAUUGAAGAAAACAGUGAAGCAGAAAAUGACAAUGAAAGUGAGGAGCUGAAUAAAAGAGUAAAAAACUCCUCCAUAGAAAUUGAAAGAAUCAAAGAUGAAAAUGUUCAAGUUGAAACAAUCGUUGAAAUUCCACCAAAUCAAAUUCCUCAUGAAAACAAAGAUGAUUGUUGGAAAGCCAUUCCUUCUAAGAUUGAAGAUUGGGCAUCAAGAGAAUUAAAGGCUUUUUUGAAAAACAUGAAAGAAGAUGUUAUGAAACCUCUUUCAAGAUUUGCAAUUCAUAAGUUACUUUGGAUAUACAUCAAACAAAACAAACUCCAAAAUCCUAAAAAGAUGAAUGAGAUUAUUUGUGAUCAACAACUUCGUCUUAUAUUUGAGAAAGAUUCAGUUGGUCAAUUUGAGAUGUUCAAACUACUCAACAAACAUUUUCCAACCAAAAUUGUCUUAAAACCCCAACCUAAAGCAACAAUGUAUGUUGACAAAGCCAAAAUAGAAGACUCACUAGCAUCUACUUUGAGUCAAGAAAAACUUAAACUUGGUUUAUUGAAGAAUAAGAAAAAAUGUCCCAAAAAAAUUGAGAAUAUGCAAAGACCUCGCAGUAAUGAAUAUGCAGCUAUUACAUACAAAAAUAUCAGUUUAAUUUACUUACGACGAUCCUUGCUUGAAGAAUUUCUUCCAAACCCUAAUUUUGAAAGUAAAGUUAUUGGUACUUUUGUCAAAAUACGCAUUCAAGGAAAUCCCAAAAUGGGCACAAGUUAUAGACUUGUCUUAGUUACAGGAACUGGUGUACAAAAAGAAUCUUACUUAGCGGGAACAACAAUGACAAAUGUAACAUUAUCUAUUUUGAAUCUUCAAAAAAAGGAGUCCAUCACUAUUGAAGUGGUAUCAAAUCAAGAUUUUACAGAGGAGGAAUGUGCAAGAUUGCGUUUAAACAUCAAAUGUGGAUUUUUGAAAACAAUCACAGUUGGUGAAUUGGAAAAAAAGGCAAUAUCUUUACAAAACGAGAAAUUUAAUGAUUGGAUUGAGACCGAAAGGCAACGUUUGAUCAACUUGAGGGAUAGAGCCAGUGAAAAAGGUCGAAAAAAAGAAUUGAGGGAGUGUGUGGAAAGACUACAAGAGCUAAACAAUUCUACGUUUCAAGAUGAAAAGGUGAAGGCUAGACCUGAUAUAGCUGCAGAUCCGCACAUGGAUCCAAGCUACGAAUCUGAUGAAAAUGGGGAAGAUGCUUCACUCUCAGAUACAUUCUGUACAAGUGCAAGGCAUCCUCAACACAUUGGCUCGGACUCCUGUUCGAAAAGGUUGAGCUGGGGAGGAACCUGCAUGGAAGACAAUAAACAAUCUGCUAACCUCGUAGAGAAAGAAAGACAUAGGAUCACUAAGUUGCCAUCAAGCGCAAGGGAGGAGGAGAUCAACAAAAGAGUUGCAAGUUGGAAUGAAGCGUACCGACAGUGUGCUGCAAAGCCGUCGUUUGCACCUGACCACAAGAGUCGAGUUGAAGAAGCAAAGCCUCGCUGGGGUGACGAUCGAGACAAACGAUCGCCGCGGGAGAAAGUUUCGGGAGGUGGCAAUGCCAUGGAGGAUCCACGAAGGAGGACAAAUGAAGGAACUGCCUAUCCAUGGGGUCCCAAAAAGGACGCUAGGGUGGUAGCAGAGCAAGACAAGAUCAACUCUUUUGAGGGUGAGGGUGUACCUAAUUCGAGCAACACUUUCAACACCACAAGGCAUCAUGGAGCGGUCCCUUCGACAGCCGUUCCCACAGUUGCAGUGAAUCAUGGAGUCGAACAUGAAAAAUUAUGGCACUAUGUGGACCCUUCUGGAACUGUUCAAGGACCCUUUUCAGUAGAGCAGCUGCGAAAGUGGAGCGGAACCGGUCUGUUUCCAAUUGACUUGAGAAUAUGGAGAACUACCGAAGGUCAGAAACAUUCUAUUCUUUUAACAGAUGGGUUACAGGGAAAGUUCAACGCAGAGAAAGAACAGAACUUCUUUGUAGCAGAAAGAAGCGAUGGCAAGACCCAAGCAGCGGCGACGAGUGGAACGAAAGCGCAGACAGAUGCUUGGCACAUUGAGCAAGAUCCGGCUCAGGAAGGUGGGCAAGAGAUGCUUAGAGCUGCAAGACAGAGAGAUGUAAAACCACACAACUUGGUUCAAGGAUGCCAACUACUGGACCAUGAGCUAAAAAACUAUCAAGAUAAGAGAGGGAAUGUUCCAGGUACCCUACCCGAAGUUCCUCCUAGGUGGCCGGAAGAUCCUGAUAGUUCUCGAAAAGGUGAGCGCUGGGACCCCUUGCACGGAGGGGAAACAAGUAAUCAAGGUGAGAGAGGGAAUAAUUCAGAUGCAGCAAGGCAAAGCCGAAUAAAUCAUGCUAAUCAGGAGAGAACGUGCAUUGUAGAAACACCUACGGAGCCACAGGCUAGCCCAUCACUAACUACACGAGUCACUGUGGAUAAUGCACUGCACCUGGGAGGAAAAACCCUGGCGUAA
Molecule: messenger RNA, 4540 nt
Organism: Physcomitrium patens
Lineage: Eukaryota; Viridiplantae; Streptophyta; Bryopsida; Funariales; Funariaceae
Source: RefSeq, a predicted model, not a curated record